Molecule: messenger RNA, 603 nt
Organism: Lactuca virosa
Lineage: Eukaryota; Viridiplantae; Streptophyta; Magnoliopsida; Asterales; Asteraceae
Source: the annotation of a GenBank genome assembly
AUGAUAUUUGGAAAACAAAGAUGGGCUUCACAUGAUAGACAAAAUUCCAUGUGUGCUACAUUAGAAUUUAUGUCACCUGAAAUUGUACAAGGGAGGGGCCAUGAUAAGACUGCUGAUUGGUGGAGUGUUGGAAUUUUAAUCUAUGAAAUGCUUACCAGAAAGCCUCCGUUUAGAGUUGUUACAGAAGGAUUCAAGCAGGCGACUUGGGAGUGGAGCAGAGAAAUAAAGCCAAGUUUUGUUCCACAAGUAGCUGGGAAGCAAUGUACUGUGAAUUUGAAGAGUGUUGGACAAAUUUGCCCCUGCUUCUGGAUUCCCCUGCUGCGAGUCCCAAAUGUGAUUAGAAUGAUUGGGGAGAGUGCAGAAGUUGUGGGUAGGAGCUCUGGAAACAAGAUGCCAACUCUAGAGGAAUAUGCAAGUGAUUUAACUAUUCAUCAAGUUGUGGACUUUUGGCUUCAAAAUACAUCCUCUAUUUCACACAAUUGCGAUAGGUUGAGACAUUUGGGUAUACUUCACGAUGCGGUUCCUCAUCAUGUUGAUAGAGUCGGGCAUCCUAUGCAUGUUAAGGUCUUGUUGAUGAGCAUAGUGUCAAGCAAAGUAGCUUAG